CAUGUGUAUCUCCUUAUUUUGUGUAUGUAUAUGUGUAUAUAAAUAGAAGGGGCAAACUGAGGAUUACACCCUUGUCUUGUGCCUCUUUCUAAGGAGAAGGAAAGAAUAAGAACAAGGGUCAUCUAACUACUACACUACUAUAUCUGCUCUCUACUAUUUUCUACAGAGAGAGAGAGAGAGAGAGAGGAGAGGGUGAGGUAGUAGUAAUAAGAAGUAAAUAAAAGAUGGGGAGGCCUCCAUGUUGUGAUAAGAUAGGGGUGAAGAAAGGGCCUUGGACUCCAGAAGAGGAUCUCAUGUUGGUCUCUUACAUCCAAGAGCAUGGCCCUGGGAAUUGGAGAGCUGUUCCUACCAACACUGGGCUAAUGAGAUGUAGCAAGAGUUGUAGGCUAAGAUGGACAAAUUAUCUAAGGCCAGGGAUCAGGCGUGGCAACUUCACAGAUCAAGAGGAGAAGCUUAUAAUCCAUCUCCAAGCUCUCCUAGGCAAUAGGUGGGCGGCCAUAGCUUCUUAUCUCCCCGAGAGAACAGACAACGACAUCAAGAACUACUGGAACACGCAUCUAAAGAAGAAGCUCAUGAAAAAGCCGCACAACAGGGGCGAUGACGACGGCGACAGUGCUCGGAAAAGCCUCGGCUUUUCGCGCGAGCAAAAUUCGAAAGGACAGUGGGAAAAACGGCUCCAAACCGAUAUUCAUAUGGCUAGACGUGCCCUCCGCGAGGCUUUGUCACUCGAAAAGCCAAAUAGCUCUCUCAAUGAGCUCAAGCCACAAAACUGCUUUCCCAAGAAGCCAAUUUGCGCAACAAGCUAUGCGUCUAGCACGGAGAACAUAGCUCGAUUGCUCGAAGGUUGGGUCAGGAACCCACCAAAGAAGGACGCAGUUCGGUUCGAGUCGGGUUUGAGCCAAAAUUCGGUGAUUGGUAGUAAGGCGGUUCGGUCCGGGUCCGAAUCGAGCGAAUGUUCGGAUAGCGUGGCUAAUCGAUUCGACUCGCUGCUUGAUUUGGGCUCACCGAUGCGGGAGGGGUCGGAUUCGAGCCCGGUCGGAGGCGAGUACAAACCACCUCAUGCGCCAUUUUCACUAUUCGAUGAGACUUGGCUAUUUGAUGAGAGUGUGGGGCAAGGUGUGGGGGAAAUUAUUAUGGACAUGAAUUUAGGGGAUCCUUCUAACUUGUUCUAAACUAAUGGAGUGUAGUUAAAUUUUUUUUCCCCCUUUUUAACUCUUUUGAUUUAGGGCAUGAAUGAAUAUAGAUAUAAUUUAGCAAAUAGAUGGAUGAUCUAGGAGAGCCUUGAGUGACUUAAUUGUAAAUUUUCAUGAUCUAAGUACUAUGAUAUUGUUGUA
Ananas comosus (pineapple) is the source of this 1334-nucleotide messenger RNA. Its product is annotated as myb-related protein 306-like. NCBI's taxonomy places the organism in Eukaryota, Viridiplantae, Streptophyta, Magnoliopsida, Poales, Bromeliaceae. The record is from RefSeq and is a predicted model, not a curated record. Gene Ontology annotation, biological process: response to auxin. The coding region runs from base 225 to 1172 and encodes 315 amino acids. The transcript is spliced from 3 exons.